UGGCUCUGGAGAAGGAAGAAGAGUGGGGCGGGAGGAGGCAGCGGCGGCGAUCCGGCCAGGGUGAUGGUACAGGUGCCAGGGCCCGGCGCGGAGCUGCCGCGCUGAAGGGCGACGGGUCCGGAGUCCGCAGCGCCGCCGCGUCGCUCCCGGGGACGGGCGAGCGGGCGGGAAGAUGCUGAGCAGGUUGAUGAGCGGCAGCAGCAGGAGUCUGGAGCGCGAGUACAGCUGCACCGUGCGGCUGCUGGACGACAGCGAGUACACCUGCACCAUCCAGAGAGAUGCCAAAGGCCAAUACCUGUUUGACCUCCUUUGCCACCACCUGAACCUACUUGAGAAAGACUACUUUGGGAUUCGUUUUGUGGACCCAGAUAAGCAGCGGCAUUGGUUGGAGUUUACAAAGUCAGUGGUGAAGCAACUGAGAUCCCAGCCUCCGUUCACCAUGUGCUUCCGUGUGAAGUUCUACCCUGCAGACCCUGCUGCCCUGAAAGAGGAAAUAACCAGGUACUUAGUGUUCCUGCAGAUCAAAAGGGAUCUCUACCAUGGCCGUCUCCUCUGUAAAACGUCCGAUGCCGCCUUGUUAGCAGCCUAUAUCCUUCAAGCGGAGAUUGGGGAUUACGACCCAGGAAAGCACCCUGAAGGCUACAGCUCCAAGUUCCAAUUUUUCCCGAAACAUUCAGAGAAACUGGAAAAGAAAAUUGCCGAGAUUCACAAGACUGAACUCAGUGGUCAGACACCAGCAACAUCAGAGCUGAAUUUCUUAAGAAAGGCACAGACACUAGAGACCUACGGAGUGGACCCUCACCCAUGUAAGGAUGUGUCAGGAAAUGCUGCGUUUCUGGCCUUCACUCCUUUUGGGUUUGUUGUUCUUCAAGGAAACAAGAGGGUCCACUUCAUUAAGUGGAACGAGGUGACCAAGCUGAAAUUUGAAGGGAAGACUUUCUAUUUGUAUGUAAGUCAGAAAGAGGAAAAAAAAAUUAUUCUCACCUAUUUUGCUCCAACCCCAGAAGCCUGCAAGCACCUCUGGAAAUGUGGGAUUGAGAAUCAAGCCUUCUACAAGCUGGAGAAGUCAAGCCAAGUUCGCACCGUGUCCAGCAGCAACUUAUUCUUUAAAGGGAGCCGGUUCCGAUACAGCGGCCGGGUUGCAAAGGAAGUAAUGGAGUCAAGUGCCAGGAUCAAACGGGAGCCGCCAGAAAUACACAGAGCAGGGAUGGUUCCUAGCCGCAGCUGUCCCUCCAUAACCCAUGGCCCACGGCUGAGCAGCGUCCCCAGAACACGAAGAAGAGCUGUUCACAUCUCCAUCAUGGAAGGCCUGGAGUCCCUACGAGACAGUGCCCACUCCACCCCAGUGCGGUCCUCUUCCCAUGGGGACACCUUCUUGCCUCACGUGAGGAGCAGCCGGGCAGACAGCAACGAACGCGUGGCUGUGAUCGCGGACGAGGCCUACAGCCCCGCAGACAGCGUGCUACCCACCCCGGUGGCCGAGCACAGCCUGGAGUUGAUGCUGCUUUCCCGGCAGAUCAAUGGAGCCACGUGCAGCAUUGAGGAGGAGAAGGAGUCUGAGGCCAGCACCCCGACUGCGGCAGAGAAAAUUGCUUCUUACAAUGGUCUGAGUUGGAUUUUCUUUUCCUUUUGUUUUUUCAAAUCUGAGCAGAGUGGGCAUGUGAAGGGACCACCACCCGCCACAGCGGCAGCAGAAGGGUGGGGUAAGUCUGUCCCUUAGAGUAGAGCCUAGUGGACAUCACUGAGUUUUAUUUAAUGGUUUGGUUUUUUUUCUGAAGAACUUUAAGACUCUUCUAGUGCUUCUGGGGUAUUAAAUGAAGUCAGUGGCAGCCAAGUGCACUGUGGGAAAUGUCCUGUGGCGUAGUUACCAGAGACCUGUGCUAAGUGGCCUGAGAGCCUGCAGGGUGUAGAGAGCAGGGCUUGCUUUGUACAGUGUGUCCUUCCAAAAAAAGGACUAUUUCAAGCUCUAUUUUAACAGCAAAAUGUUAUUUUCUUAUCUAUUCAUAUUUUGGUUUUACUUUAUGGAUUAAGAAAAUAGAACCUGAUGAACUUACAGAUCCAAGAAACAGAUCUGAGGAAAACAUCAAGAAUGAGCAGCAGCUUUGGAAGGGACCAGGAGACACUCUAAAUAAACAGAAUCUCUAAGUGAUGCCCACAAGAGACAGAAUUUGACCAUGGCAGAGACCAGCACUCACUGUAGAAAUGCCACCCAGCGGGUCAGCCUCUGCUCCUGGAAAUAAGGUCAAGCAGAACACUGGGAGGGCGUCACUCACAGCAGCACAGGAACACACUAAGGUGAGCAGGAGUCCCCAGGCCUCUGCACUUAAAAACAAUCACACACAGAUCUUGUUUUCAUCUCAGGGAGGGAUUGCUAAGUCAUCUGAGGCCCAAGGACUUAUUCAAGGACAGUAAAGGGGUAUACUCCUGGGACCCAGACAAGAGCGGAGCUAAACAGCCCCAAAUGCAGAUUGGACUGU
Peromyscus eremicus (cactus mouse) is the source of this 2477-nucleotide messenger RNA. It is a transcript of the gene Frmd5, whose product is annotated as FERM domain containing 5. NCBI's taxonomy places the organism in Eukaryota, Metazoa, Chordata, Mammalia, Rodentia, Cricetidae. Gene Ontology annotation, cellular component: cytoskeleton. The record is from RefSeq and is a predicted model, not a curated record. Gene Ontology annotation, molecular function: cytoskeletal protein binding. The transcript is spliced from 15 exons. Bases 173 to 1720 code for a protein of 515 amino acids.